UGAUGUGAGUAGUGUUGAGUCGCCAUCGUCGAGCGAUGUGUCAGAUGACGAGCCUGACAAUGAUCAAGAAUGGACCAACAAUUUCACAAAUUUCCGGGUAAGCACGGGUCGGCAAAAUAAUUAUGUCGUAGUUUAGAGUGAUUUUUUUUUCAGACUUCAAUCGCGCUCUGCAGCAAUUAAUCCUUAUUUGUUUGCACAGAUAUAUCUGAACAAAAAUACAAUAGAUGCAUGUAACCUCCCAAUGUCAAGGUCACAGCUACAAAAAAAAAAAAAAAAAAAAAAGCCUGAAAAAUGUGUAGCUAAAGUUACGCAGGUCAUUUUCUGUGACCGAGUGCCAGAGUGUGGACCGUGAAAUUGUUCUCUCACACAGGUGUCUGUUAUAAAUUAUUGAAAAAAAAAGCAAGAUAUAUCUAUUUUCUGUUUAGAACCGAAAUAAAUAUACAUGUUUUUCAAAAUAAAUAUACAUGUUUAUCAUUUUUUCUUUACAGACUGCUGAUUUCCGGGGACAGACAGGUCCAAGACUGCCCGAUAACUUUGAUGUUCAGACCGCCUCUGCUUUGGACUUCUUCUAUCUGCUGUUCCGCCCAGCAAUGUUCGCAGAUAUGGCAAGGCACACAAACAAUUACGCACGUUGGAAGGCAACGCAGGACCAACCAGAUGACAAGUGGGUGGAAACGAAUGAAAACGAAAUGAAGGCUUUCAUCGGAAUCAAUGUUAUAAUGGGUAUAAACGCUUUGCCAGAACUGGACAUGUAUUGGUCGUCAAAUCCGUUGGAUGGAAACUCAGCAAUACAAAACAUUAUGACUUGUAACCGCUUUCAGAAACUGUCCCAAUAUUUUCAGGUAUCUGACCGAGCUACAGAACCUCCUCGUGGAAGCCAGAAUUAUGACCGCCUGUAUAAAGUGAAACCUGUGAUUCAACACGUGUCAGAAACAUUCCUAAUGUCAUACGAUCUUUCACAGCAAGCAGCAGUAGAUGAAGCGAUGAUCAAGUUUACGGGGAAACUAUCAUUCAGACAAUAUAUGCCGGCUAAGCCAAUAAAACGUGGGAUAAAAAUAUGGAUGUUGUGUGACUCAAAUAGUGCAUAUUUGUCAAAAUUUGAGGUGUACUUAGGGCGAAACACAUACAAUGGUGAAAAUGGACUAGGCUACAAUGUUGUAACGAAACUUACGGACCAUCUUAGGCUUACCCAUAGACAUAUUUUUUUCGAUAACUUUUUUACAAGUGUGCCGUUGAUGAAACAGUUACUUGAUAAUGGACUUUAUGCUUGUGGAACAGUUAGAACGAAUUGUGUAGGCUUCCCGGCAGAACUGAAAAAGCCGAACAACGUCAAGAACAGAGGUGAAUUCAAAGUGCUUCAAAAAGGGGACACUCCAUUGACAGCUUCUGUCUGGAAGGACAAAAAACAUGUACACCACCUUUCGACACUGAGUCAGCCCGACGAAACACCGCUUGCUACCCGCCGUGCAGGAGCUGAUGUGCUUCAGCUGAGACAACCCCACAGUGUUUCGGCAUACAACAGGUUUAUGGGUGGGGUUGAUCUUCAUGACCAACUACGCAUGAAAUAUGAUGUCGGCAGGAACUCCAAAAAAUGGUGGAAGUAUUUAUUUUGGUUUCUUUUGAACUGUUCCAUUGUGAACAGCUUCAUAAUGUUCAAAAUGGUAUCAAGACGCAUAAACAAGAGGAAACGUAUUAACCAUCUGGAUUUUCGCUUGGAACUUGUGCGAGAUCUAAUCGGAGGUUACUCCAAGAGGAAACGAAGUGGAAUUGUACUCGAUUAUCCAGGCCUAGUUGAUGUCCAGAACAUUCAUGGACAUGUAAAUGGACGAUUGCCUGGUCCAAAGAGACGUUGCCAGUAUCACAUGAAGCAGCUGAACGCAAGGCGCGAGACAGUUUAUGGAUGUACAGUUUGUAAUGUCCAUUUAUGCAAGGAAGGGUGCCAUCACCGGUACCAUAACCAGUAAAACUGUGUGAAUAUCUGUGAUAAUGAGUGUGUUAAUUUUUUGGGUAGAAAAUAACAUGACUGCUGGAAUUUCUAAGUGCAGAAUCAUGCUCAUCUUGGAUUAUGACAGUGGAUAAUAAUUUAUACUGGAUAUAUAAGUGUGUAAAUAGUGUAAAAUAUUUAUUUAGCAGAAGAACAUGUUAGGUAUUGAAAGCUUGUGUCUUUGAGGAUUAUCACGGAAAACUAUGUACUUUUUGCAGAUAAAGAAUGUUCAAAGUGUUCGUCUUGGAUUAUGACAGUGGAUAAUAAUUUAUACUGGAUAUAUAUUAGUGUGUAAAUAUGUGUAAAUAGUGUAUAAUAUUUAUUUGGCAGAAGAACAUGUUAGGUAUUGAAUGCCAUUUUAUUUUUUUGUGGAUUUAGAAUAAUGCGAUUUUAGGUAAAAAAGGUAACGAUGUCCAAUUUUCUGACCAAUUCAAGUUAGUACACUAGAACUUUUUCGGUGCUUGAUAUCCAUUUGACAAAUUUUUUUUUACAAAUAUUUCAUUUUCAAUAAUUGCAAGCAAACAAUUAUCAUUCUUUACCCUUAGUAAAUGGAUAGUUCAACAGGAUCAGAGUAACUUGAGCAAGAAUGUAUAUACUUGUUUUAUAUCAACCAUAUAUGUGUUAUUUUGUUCAAUUUUGACAGAUUUCUGCAUUGUUUCUUGAAUAUAAUUCUUAGAUAAAUAAAUGUUAAUAAAUGUGAAAAAUAUUUCAUUUAUUUGCCAUGAAAUUAUAUAAAUAAUAACACAGAAAAUAAAAUUAUUAGAACAUUUUUAUGUUUGUUUCACUUCAAACUGCCAUUUUG
Molecule: messenger RNA, 2786 nt
Organism: Mercenaria mercenaria
Lineage: Eukaryota; Metazoa; Mollusca; Bivalvia; Venerida; Veneridae
Product: piggyBac transposable element-derived protein 4-like
Exons: 1
Coding region: 465-1964 (499 amino acids)
Source: RefSeq, a predicted model, not a curated record